Molecule: messenger RNA, 897 nt
Organism: Fonsecaea nubica
Lineage: Eukaryota; Fungi; Ascomycota; Eurotiomycetes; Chaetothyriales; Herpotrichiellaceae
Exons: 1
Coding region: 1-897 (298 amino acids)
Biological process (GO): regulation of transcription by RNA polymerase II
Molecular function (GO): DNA-binding transcription activator activity, RNA polymerase II-specific
Source: RefSeq, a predicted model, not a curated record
AUGCAUCUCGAGCUCUUCGAUAACCUCUCCAGCGAGGAAUGUUGCUCCAUCGAGGAACCAGGGCGACCAGAUCUCAUGACCACCAGCAUCUACACAAGACAUGCUCUGACGACCCCGUAUCUAAUGCAUCAGAUGCUGGCCACGUCGGCCUUGCACCUCAGCACGACAAGGACGGACACUCGCAGCACCUACCGCGAGUAUGCCACGGGUCUACAAAACCGCGCUCUGUGUCUUUUCAACGAAGCUAAUCCGGUGCUGGAAGUGACGCGCGCCAAUUGUCUUCGCAUGUUCCUGUUCUCGUCUGGGGUCGGACUCCACCUGCUGUGUGAAACAUUACACUACCAGAGAGACAGCCUCGAAAGUUUUGUUGAUAGGUUCACCCAUUGUCUGAAUGUCUACCGGGGUAUGCUCGCCGUCAUCGACGAAAGUCGGGAUCUGCUACUCGAGUCGGAGCUGGGACCGCGCCUGAAACUGACCCAAGCCCUCAUGGAGACCACGGACGCGAAUGGGUCAGAAUGUGACAUACUUGGGAACAUGAUCAAUACGGCAGACAUGGCAUCGUGCUCUCGCAAGGCUUAUCAAGAAUCCAUCUCCCAUCUCCAGCGGGUCUUCAAUGCGCAGCGUGCUGCCGCGGGGACCAAGAUCGCAGUGCCCACGGUGCUUGCCUGGCCGGCGCUCGUCCCGUCCGAAUACGUCGACCUGUUGCGCCACAGACAUCCGGAAGCACUCAUCAUCCUUGCGCAUUAUGCCGUUUUGCUGCACCGGUGCCGCGACCUGUGGCUGUUUGGCGAUAGUGGCCGAUUCCUCAUCGAGUCUAUAUGUCGGGACCUGGGCUCGCAGUGGCAGGAAUGGCUGAAAUUUCCAAACGCCGUGCUUGGAGAGAACUCAGGUACAUGA